CCUUAGUUUUCUGAGCUCUAACUGCAGGAGCGUUCCUUCACGGAGAGAGAGGUUUACCCUCCACAGAACUUUGGUUCUGAUCGGGUCGGUUUCCUCCAGAACCCGAGGACGGACUGGGAGACUCGGAACCUGAAGGAAAACACCGCAGCUCUGCCAGUCAUUGGACUGUUUCGUUUUUGAACGGACCAUUCAGCAGCAGGCAGUCCGGCGGUGUUUCUGGUCCGGGUGGAAACAUCAGUGGUGUGUUUUAAUCAGAUGUGAGUAGCAGCAAAGGCAGAUGGUUCAGUGCUGAUGAGGUAAGGAAGCAGCAGGGAACCGUCGGUCAUGUUGGGAGUGAGGUGCAUCCUACUGUGUCUCCAUCGGACAGCCCAGUACCGGUAUCCGAUUGGACUUGAGCGGGUUCUGACCCGCUCCCUGUCCCGAACUCCGGACUCGUGCCGGGCCGCGCUGAAGCUGCGGACCCGGUUGGGGGUGACGCUGCUGGUAGGGGCGGGGUUGGUAGGCGCGUGGUGGUGGGUGGAGCGGGAGAAGCAACAACGGCGGCGGCGGCAGCGGGUGGAGCAGCUCCACGCGGUGGCUCUGGGCCAGGGGACGUUCAGCCUGUUGGACCAUACGGGCCACCGCCGGACCAAGCAGGACUUCCUGGGCCGCUGGGUCCUCCUGUACUUUGGCUUCACACACUGCCCCGACAUCUGCCCCGACGAGCUGGACAAGCUGAGCGCCGUGGUGUCAGCGCUGGACCGGGACCCGGCCCUGCCGCGCCUGCAGCCGCUCUUCAUCACUGUAGACCCGGAGCGGGACGACGUGGCGGCGCUGGCCCGCUACGUCCGGGACUUCCACCCGCGGCUGGUCGGGCUAACCGGCACGCCGGAAGAGGUCCAGCACGCGGGGCGGGACUUCCGGGUGUACGCCAGCGCGGGGCCGAAGGAUGAGGACGGAGACUACAUGGUGGACCACAGCGUGCUGCUGUACCUGGUUAGUCCGGACGGACUCUUUCUGGACUACUACAACCGAACCAAGAGCCCGGAGCAGAUCGCCGACAGCAUCCGGAACCACAUCCGGAACCACGUCCCGCUGUAGGAGCGUCUCCAUGGAAACCAGCGGCUUCUCAGCAGGAACAUAAAUGAUCAUAUUUAUUUGAGCAUCAGGUUCAAUAAAACAACUUUCUGCCAAAAGUGUGAA
This is a messenger RNA of Gambusia affinis (western mosquitofish), 1182 nucleotides long. It is a transcript of the gene sco2, whose product is annotated as protein SCO2 homolog, mitochondrial. Gene Ontology annotation, cellular component: mitochondrial inner membrane. NCBI's taxonomy places the organism in Eukaryota, Metazoa, Chordata, Actinopteri, Cyprinodontiformes, Poeciliidae. The transcript has 2 exons. Gene Ontology annotation, molecular function: copper ion binding; copper chaperone activity. The coding region runs from base 325 to 1080 and encodes 251 amino acids. The record is from RefSeq and is a predicted model, not a curated record. Gene Ontology annotation, biological process: mitochondrial respiratory chain complex IV assembly; intracellular copper ion homeostasis.